AUGGCUUGGAACAAUUCUGCUUCUACUCCUGGGGGUCGGGCUGCUACACCGACUGUUUUCGAGCAACAGCGCGAGGAAUUGGUGCGCGAGAUUGCGGUGGGUAUGGAGCAGGUGCUUCAGAACAUUAAUAAGUUGAAUCGGAAUCUGGAAAGUAUCAUCACGGUUGGGAAUGAAUUUGGGGCUGUGGAGGCUCUGUGGUCUCAGUUCGAGAACUUUAUGGGUCAAUCUGAAGAGACAGAGGGUGGUGAGACCAAGCGAAAAGCCAGUGGAGGGAGUGAGGAUCACCCGAUUAAGAAGGAGGAAGAUGAUGAGACAGUGCUCUAG
Molecule: messenger RNA, 324 nt
Organism: Penicillium odoratum
Lineage: Eukaryota; Fungi; Ascomycota; Eurotiomycetes; Eurotiales; Aspergillaceae
Product: DASH complex subunit DAD1
Exons: 3
Coding region: 1-324 (107 amino acids)
Cellular component (GO): spindle microtubule; DASH complex; mitotic spindle
Source: RefSeq, a predicted model, not a curated record